This is a messenger RNA of Dichomitus squalens LYAD-421 SS1, 886 nucleotides long. RefSeq lists its product as uncharacterized. The record is from RefSeq and is a predicted model, not a curated record. The transcript has 4 exons. NCBI's taxonomy places the organism in Eukaryota, Fungi, Basidiomycota, Agaricomycetes, Polyporales, Polyporaceae. Bases 81 to 755 code for a protein of 224 amino acids.
GGCGCCACAGACCUCGACGCUUACCCCCUCUUACGCCACUGAAGCUGCCUGGGUUGUAUGGUGUAGCGUUCGUCUCGAUAAUGGGGACACUACAUCAAGGAAUUGUGCUCGGCGACAUAAUCGAUGAUAAACGCCUUCACAUCCUAGAGCGUGCCGGAGAUCGUGCUGCGGCCACGUUCAACAACCCGGAAGGAAUCCAGAUAUUCAGGUCGCUCUCAGUGGAACCUGAAAUAGCGCAGAUUAUGAAGCGAGUACGUGACGGCGAUUACAGUUCAUUAGGCCUCUUUGGGAAAUUUGCCUGGUGGGACUACCGCAUGUGGUCAAACCAGGACACCUUCAAUAAAUGGGCCCUCUUACUCCUUCUCAGGCUCGACGAGAAACAGUCUAUCAGCGCACUCCCGCGCGAAGACCUCGAAAUCUGUGCUACUCAUCUUGCAAAUUAUAGUUCCAGACGAGCGGAACGGCUGUCUAUGGCGCUUGAAUGGGGCAUGGGCCUCUCCAUCCCGCUCGCGAUGCUUGCACGCUGGUCAGGACGCCGGGCCUUGUAUCUGCCUAUGAACGGCUGGCAGCGCUUGCUUCUUGGAGCAUGGAUGUAUGUGGAGCUUCCUGCUGGGUUUCGGGAAUUUGGAUAUCUUCGAAGGAUACGGGAGAAGGAUGUCGCUGCGCGUCUGAUGAUCGACGUAUUCGGCGACUUUGACGAGGAGUUCAAGGAGAUGGGUAUUGAAUACGAGUCCUCGCCACCCGAUCCCGUAUGAUUGGCAUGCUCUGCUGAAUACUUACCUCGGAUUCUGGACUGCUGUUCAUCUGUCUAUACCUUGUCACAUGACGCGAGGGCAUGUCGCGAGAUCGGGGGCGAGGUUGCCGCCGACGUCUGUACCGUAUCUGU